UAAAUUGACUUGGAUCUUUGAAGUAAACCUGAAUAUAUCUAGAGUACAGUAUAAACAUCAAAAUAGAGAGAUAUGCCACGGCUUCAACACAGGCAUGCUGCCAUGGGUCUUGUGACUAUAUUUUUAAUAGCAAUGUGGUUAUAUAGCCAAUCUAAAUCUUUAUCAGGAUUACAUCAUAUUCUGCAUCCAAACUCAGGUUCUGAGGCUAAAAGUGAGGUUCCCGGACCGAAUGGUAUAUCACCGAUUAUCAACAAGGAAGAUGAAGCGGCCAAGAAUGCUGCCAAGAUAGCCGAUAAGGCAGCUGUAGCAGCUGCAUUAUCAGAACUUGAACCUUGUACUGUUGUAAAUCCCACCACAAAUAGAUUCAUCGACCUUUCAUCACUUUCAUCGAUUGGAAACGAAGGGAAAUCCUUACUGUGGCCAGCAAAGGGAUUUGAUUCAGGUCUUAAUUUUAGUAUUGGUAUUUGUUCAACCCCUUUUAAAACAUUACAUCCACAUGAAGUUCAAGAUAUUACCAAUUCAUCAGAAGUUGGCGCGUUUUAUGUCGACCCAAAGACUCAAAAAUAUGUAUCAUUAGGUAAAUACUCAACCGAACCGGUUAUGAGAGGUAGAAAACUUACAUUGACUUAUACUGAGGGAUCCAAAUGUCAAGGGAUUAUCGAUAGUAAAACAGGCGAAGAGGUCAGAAAAUCAACGAUUUUAUCCUUCACAUGUGACAGGGAAAUGUUGGCAAAAGCUUCUAUUUCUUACAUUGGCUCAAUUAAUGAUUGUAGUUAUUUCUUUGAAGUGAGAUCUCAUCAUGCUUGUCCUACUGCCGCUAAAGCCGAUAAUUUGGCAGUAAUAUGGAUUUUCUUUUUCAUUUUAUUGGCAGCAUUGGCAGUAUAUGGAUCCGGUGGAUUCCUUUAUAAACACAUGAAGAGAGUACCACCAAAGAUAUAAUCAGAGAAGGUGAAAAAAAGGAAAAAAAAAGAAAUGGAGAAUUGAACAGAAGAAAUUUCAGCGAAGGAAAGAACAUAACAACAAUAAGUAAAUUGUUUGUUAAUUAGCAUAUGUAAGGAAAUAGAAACAUUAUUUAUAAUAGAAAC
Molecule: messenger RNA, 1085 nt
Organism: [Candida] anglica
Lineage: Eukaryota; Fungi; Ascomycota; Pichiomycetes; Serinales; Debaryomycetaceae
Source: the annotation of a GenBank genome assembly